AGCGUCGUGAGAGUUGCGCGGUGCUGCGGUUCUCCUGUUCAACACACACACACACACACAGUUCGUAACGUGCCGGCAACCCGCGCGUUCUCUCCUCAUCAGAAGAGAAAAAGCACCCGCAGUGUCCGGUCGCAUUGGACUUUCGAAUGAUGCCGAUAAUAUCUCGGCGGGAGAGACUAUCACGAAAGUAGUUCGAUCAGCUUCGGCUAAAGUUAUUUACUAUCGAAAUUAUUCACUAUCGAAACUAAAAGCAUCCGCUCAAACGGAUCGAGCGAUUUUCAAUCACCGAAAUCCAAUGAAAAUAAGUGACAAGUGUUAUUUGCUCAAGUUCGUUUGAAAAAUCAGCGCCCUCGGGAGUUGUCCGAGGCGGAAACUCCGAGCCUCGAAGAUUCGGAAGCUCCUCGAGAAAUGACUUGUGCAUUCGACAGAAAAAACACACACUCCCUGGAAUUUGUUCCCGUUUCUUAUACACACGAGUGACAGUUUGAGGAAGCAAGUGGAAAGAGUCAGGUCGAGUGGAUAGUGUCCGGGAUAAAGUCGCGAGAAGAAAGGACGAGGACAGUGAGCUCGUGUAUAGACAUACUUUGCAGAGUGUUUGUCCUCGGGUGGACCAAAGUUUCGGAGACUUUUAUGCUUCGCUUCGCGCGUGUGUGUAGGUGCAUGUGAUUUUGUGAAUGUGGAUGGUGAACGCGAACGAGCCACGAGGACGUCAAAGUCGUCAGGAGACUCUCGAGACCGAAGCCUCUUUUCCCACGAAUUCUAUAAAGGCGGGAAAAAUCACAUUGAAUUUUUAAGGCUCGUGGACACUGCGAAUUCGAUAACGCCAGCUCCGAUUUUCGCUGCAUUAUUUUCGUUCAAUUUCACUCUUUCUGUGCCAACUCAAUUCAGAUCUUCUCUAAUCAGAGGUUUAUUGAACGAAUGAUCGAUCAUAGUCGGUGGCUCUUUCACACGAAACAUGAUUUUGAACGCUUCCGUUAAUCGUGAACAUUCGAACUGCAGGCUUUUAUCCAAACCGGUCUGGAGUCUACAUAAGAACCAAGAGAACUUUUUCAUCCAUGUGCGGAAUAAUUGAUGGAUUUAAUCUAAUGUUGAGGUGAAGUGAAAAAUCACAAUGAUGAGGUGCCUGUGGAUAUGGAUCGUAUUCGCCGCCGUUCUGCCAGCUGCGGUCCCAUGGCAGGCGGAUCGCAGUAAGCCCAUGCCGCGCCUGUACGGCGACAGAAUUCCCACGAGGGUAUUAACACCGAGCAACAAAAAAGUUCAGAGAAAGAUCGUUAUUUACCACAACUUUUUUCGAACUCGGGUCACCCCAACGGCCGCCAACAUGCUCGUUAUGAAAUGGCACAAUGGAGCCGCUAAAGCGGCACAACGAUGGGCCGAAGCUUGCUACGCUCUGACCCACGACAAUGCCACUGGACGACACAUCGAUGCAUUCGGAAGUUGUGGCCAAAAUAUUUUCAUAUCAACCGCUCAAGUCCCAUGGUUCUUCGCCAUAAAAGCGUGGUAUUUGGAGAAUCAGCUCUUCAAGUAUGGACCACGAGCAAAGAACGACCUGAGCAAGGUCGGCCAUUAUACGCAAAUGGUUUGGGCGUCGACUCAUCGCGUUGGUUGCGGUUGGGCAAAGUGCAACGGCACCAGAGGACCACGUGGCCGACCUUAUUUCAGCUACGUGUGCAACUACUGUCCCUCUGGCAAUCAUAUCGAGAAGUUGAGCACGCCGUACGUGGCAGGACCUACGUGCAGCAGCUGCGAGGGCCAUUGUCGUCUGGGUAAACUCUGCAAGAACGCCUGUCCGUGGGCCGAUCUCUGGGCCAACUGUCGCCAACUUUACGACACAUGGCCAUCAUGGCUGUGCCAGAGCGACACCGAGCAGGGACGUGAGAGACGACAGUUUUGUCGGGCAACCUGCAGAUGCCGAGACAAGAUCGUUUGAGCUUCUUUGUAACAUUGGCUCGUUCGAACGUGGAGCUCGAGGGUAACGGGGGAGGAGCUCGGGGGGGGAGGGAAUACGCCACGGCGAAUUGUGCAUGCUUGGGAGCAAUGGAAAAAUAUCCCGAUUAUGAUGAACUUUCAAAUAAUGACGUUUCGCGAAACGAUCUUCAGGAAAACGUUGAAAGAACGCCACUCGCAUCCCCUCGUGAGAUUCACACAUUUUUCCAGGCUUUUCCAGAUCGCUGAAGCUCCGACAAAUUUCUCUCCCUCGUCCAAUACAAUUUAAUAUGGAAUUUAAUGGAAUUAAUAAACCUUUCAACUAUGAAUGAGAAACUCGGCAAUUUUGCGACAGAUGCGAGAGUCUCGUGCAGUAUUUGAACUGCCAGUUAAUAACGAAAGUGUCCGGAGCGAGCACCGGUGUGAGAGAAAAUGACAAAACUCCGAGAACCCGAGUGCAGGGAUUCUCGUCGGUUUUCAGGUCCGAAUUUCCCCCGCAAAUAUUCCGUUUACCUUUCAGAUUCCAUCCACUUACGGAAAACCCCCAAGAAUCCGGCAAUAAUCUACAAAAUUUGUUCACGUGGAAAGCUGAAAAUCAUGCUAAGAGCUUUGGACGGUUACGAACAUGCUCUACCCGCCGGAAUUCUCCUCCCUCCCUCAACACGCUGCGGAGUUUUUUGAUAUUUGUAAACAAUAAGCUGUCUAUAUAUUUAUGCAUGCUGUGUAAAUAGUUAAAUAAUAUGUACGUGCAUAGGAUUAUCGAGGUGUAGGUUUAUCAUAGGGAUGGAAGAAACAUCGAGGGAGAGAGAGAGAGAGAGAGUGAGAUUUUAAAGGAGUGCCGAAACUCACUGGGCCACUCUUCGCUGGUUCGAAACGGUAAUUAUUCGUUUACCCAUCUUAGAAUUUCACAUGAUCCACAAAACAAUGAAUGAAACACUUAAAAACUCGGUAUUUUCAAUCAACAAUGAUUACUAAGUGGAUAAAAAAACGAAGAAUAAUCAUUUCGGAGUAACGAGAGCGACCGCACGUCCGGGAACCCGAGUAAGCAACAGCUGGAACGGACAUUUUUCAAGUUUUCGCCGUUUGAAAUCUCAAGAAAACCUCCGAGAAAUUCUUCGGAGUGUGACUCUUGAGAUGUACGUAUUUCGAGUUACUUUCUCUCCACGGGAUAACUUUAACUAGAUACUUCAAAAUGUUGAAAAAGUUUGACUUGACGGAAAAGGAAGUUUCGCUCUAUUUCGAGACGCCCAAUAUCGUGUGACAGGUUUGAAAAAGCUUCAGCUGUGUAAAAAUCGACCAGAGACAGUUACACUGACCGUGCAAACGCAAAUACACAAAGUCGAAGUCACUCCGAAGCUCGAAGUACGAUUUCACUCUGAAGAAUCGCUUUCGUUCGUGAAAAAGUAUUAUCGCCGUUUGAUGCUUGCUCGGCGCAGUGAAGGCAAAAAGAAUUGAACGUUCUGUAAUCGUGAAAUAAAUGCGAGAGAAUCAAUCGAUAAUGUAUUAGUGUAUUGAUCCAUAAUUCAUGUUAAUAUUUGUUCGUAAAUAGAUGAUUGACAAGUCGAAUGAAUAUCUGAGAAAUUUAUCGUCAGCUCUAAAUCUGCGCUAUGACUUUCCGAAUCGUGUCAAGCUAACUGGAUCAUUUCGUACUUAAACUUCGAUCAACAAAUAUUGAUGCAUAUUUUUUUCGUUCGAACUUUUGUGCAUCACGUGAAAAGAAUGAAAACAAAAAUCAAUUAUUUUUCUAACUCGACUUCCUUGUCACGAAAAAACGUGAUUCGUAAUUGAACGUUCAACCGUCAUAUACUAAAUGUUUAUUUUCUAACAGAUUAUACGUCUAUCCGUUCAUGUUGCGAAAUUUCAUCGAUUUUCAAUGUGAACUUUUAUCGAUUUGGAAGAUGAAUGAAUUCAUAUACGUAGAGAAUCUUGUACCGUGAUAUGGAGAGGUGGCUGGUGCGACGAAACAAACGUAGAGGUGUAUUAUAUGUAGCGAUAUUUACUCGUUUCAGUUUAUCGCACGAACUAUUCAUCGCGAAAAGAGUUCAUUAUGUAAGAUCAUGAUAGGCUAUGGUAUGUAAUAAAACGUUAUAAAUCACA
Venturia canescens is the source of this 4023-nucleotide messenger RNA. RefSeq names its product serotriflin-like. NCBI's taxonomy places the organism in Eukaryota, Metazoa, Arthropoda, Insecta, Hymenoptera, Ichneumonidae. The transcript has 7 exons. The coding region runs from base 1112 to 1930 and encodes 272 amino acids. The record is from RefSeq and is a predicted model, not a curated record. Gene Ontology annotation, cellular component: extracellular region.